AUGCAGAUCUUCAUGAAGACCCUGACAGGCAAGACCAUCACUCUUGAGGUUGAACCCAGUGAUACUAUCAAGAAUGCCAAAGCCAAAAUCCAGGACAAAGAAGGUAUCCCACUAGAUCAACGACGUCUGAUUUUUGCUGGAAAACAGCUAAAAGAUGACCGGACUCUCUCUGACUACAACAUCCAGAAAAAGUCCACUCUGCACUUGGUGCUACGUCUGCGGGGGGUUAUCAUGGAGCCUUCCCUUCGCCAGCUGGCUCAGAAGUACAACUGUGACAAGAUGAUCUGCCACAAGUGUUAUGCCCACCUGCACCCCCGUGCUGUAAACUGCCAUAAGAAGAAGUGCAGCCACACCAACAAUCUGCGCCCCAAAGAAGGUCAAAUAAAGACCAGCCUCAGGACCCGAUUCUGGUUUGGCUCCCCUGACUGAAGUGCUCUUUAGUAGUAUGCUGUAACAAGGCCUUGUUCCUGGGUUUAAUGGGGCUGUGAUAUCAAUAAAAUCCCCUUUCAGUUGAGAA
Molecule: messenger RNA, 517 nt
Organism: Dromiciops gliroides (monito del monte)
Lineage: Eukaryota; Metazoa; Chordata; Mammalia; Microbiotheria; Microbiotheriidae
Product: ubiquitin-60S ribosomal protein L40-like
Exons: 1
Coding region: 1-429 (142 amino acids)
Biological process (GO): protein ubiquitination; translation; modification-dependent protein catabolic process
Cellular component (GO): cytoplasm; nucleus; ribosome
Molecular function (GO): structural constituent of ribosome; protein tag activity; ubiquitin protein ligase binding
Source: RefSeq, a predicted model, not a curated record